AUGUCUCAGCAGGCGGUUUCACUCUGCCCUGCUCGUGUUUACCACAUGCUGCCCUUGAAAUUGUCACCCUCAGAGUCACAUCAUCCCUUUGAGACCUUCGAUUUAUACCCUUCUUCUCCUCUACCAUUAUCCUCCACUUCGCUAGUUCUUUCACCUCCCAUAAGAAUGUCCUCUCCCUCCCACCGACCACCAAGCCGUUCCGAGUUUCUUUUACGAGAAACACUUCUCAAGGACGAGCUUCAAAGAGACCGAGAAAGAGAAAGCGAACCUACUCAAUCCCAUCACGAGGAUCCUCGAGAAUGCUUCCCCCCAAACAAAUCUCUACCUCGAAGAGCCUGCCUUCACCGAUCCGUUACGGAGGGUACUGGCACCCUCCCACGAGCGACAUCCCUAUCGCCUACUAGACGUCACCACCACCACCGUUCACUCCCACAUCCAAAUCCACAUUUCGACUCUCCUUACGAUCAAAUCUUACGUGCGAGGCUAGACAAAGUUAUAACUUGCGCCGCCACUUCUCAAUCUGAUUCUCAUUCGGGUACCAAAUGCGGAUCACUCGUCAACUGCGGGUGUGGGUCCCAUUCAUCUCCGCGGGCGUCCUCAUGUAAACAGCAUGGAGGAAAACGUGCUUCUUUACCUGCUACACCUCAUGGAGGAGGAGGGGGUUGGUUCGGUUGGUUUUGGCGGGAAGAUGCUGAUGGCGAGGGAACUCUCGGCGGGGACUUUCACUCUGAGCUGGGCAGGGGUAGAUUCAGUCAAUGUGAACAAGAUUGGCAGAAAAGGUACGAGCGUGGCACCUCAUGCUCAGGUUUCUCGGGACUUUUUACACCGGAAGAUUGUGCACCUGGCAGCGGGGGCGCCGUUAGCGAUGAUUCUCAGCCUACGUCCAACGUGAUUCAGAAGAGGGCACGAUCAAAUACCGAACCUACUGCUCUUUCCCAUCGCCUCAAAGUAUCAUCGUCAUCAAAGUCGUCAGAAUCAUCAGCCAGGUCCUCGCCUUUUUCCACGUUCUCUCACCCAGCUCCCUCCGCACUGAAGACGUGGGUUAUCCCUCUAGAAACGGUCUACAGCGGCGAAGACACUGGGGCAGAGGCUCCGACUGCAGGUCAGGCACGAGAUGAAGGAAAGGGAGAUGGAGAUGGAAUAUUAACUCCUCCCCCUACACCUCCCACCCUCGACUUCGGGCCGUCAAAAGGGAAAGAACCAGAACAAAAUCGAGGAAUGGAAUUCCGAAUUGGUCAUCGAAGGACGAUGUCAGAGGUUCCUCUCACACACUCGCAGUUACAAUCCUACCCUCAUCCUUCCACCCUGACGCGUGGUUUACCAUCGUCACACCGAACGUCCACGACAGCAACAGCGAUGACAUCGUCGUUAUCGUUAUCCCUCAAAUCGAGGCCCAGAGCGUUAUCAGCUCGAGUUUCUUCUUCGUCUGAUAGUAGCGAUGGCAGUGGGAGUGGAAGUGAUCCGGCUUCACCGACUUCGUGUCAUUCAUUACCUUUACCUCCGUCUUCCUCAUCACCUCCUCUUGACCCGAGGAAAUUUAACGUGCGACAUGCGUCUGCGCAGUGUAGGCAGCUUGAGGGCUAUGUUUCGUUUAUGGCUAUUGAGGGGUUGGGUGAACCUGAGGGUCGCGAGGUCGAUGGAGGAGUGGUGGGGUUGGAAGAAUCACUUUCGGCUGGGAAGAGCCGUGGGAGGAGGUGGUUGUUAUUCUGA
Messenger RNA from Marasmius oreades (fairy-ring Marasmius), 1710 nucleotides. RefSeq lists its product as uncharacterized. Bases 1 to 1710 code for a protein of 569 amino acids. The transcript is spliced from 2 exons. The record is from RefSeq and is a predicted model, not a curated record. Lineage: Eukaryota; Fungi; Basidiomycota; Agaricomycetes; Agaricales; Marasmiaceae.